Molecule: messenger RNA, 1068 nt
Organism: Ustilaginoidea virens
Lineage: Eukaryota; Fungi; Ascomycota; Sordariomycetes; Hypocreales; Clavicipitaceae
Exons: 2
Coding region: 1-1068 (355 amino acids)
Source: RefSeq, a predicted model, not a curated record
AUGUCGUCUCCGUGGAAGAAGCAGCCAGAGGACGUGGUGGACAGCAUUCUCAAGCGAGCAGAAGUCAGCAAGAUUGCUCGACGACUGCAGAACCGUUUGGCUCUGGCUCAGUUCAAAACCAAGCACGGCUGGGAAGACUUGACCCUCGACUCCAUCGAACCGAAACUCGAGGAGGAGAUGCGACGGAGACGCCUCUGCGACGGCGACGUGCUCUCCGACUCGUCCUCCAGCGCCUCGGACCUGCCCUACCCGACCCGAACGUUGAUGAGCUCGCCGCUCAAGGCGCCCUUGUUUUCCGAUGCCGUCGGGUCCAGCAGCGGAAGCUCUGGUCACCGAAAGCGCACCUACUUUGCCUCCUUUGACCACACGGCCUCGAGUCCGAGCAAACGCUUCCGAGCCUCGCCCACGGCGCACAAGUCCCUCGCCGCAUCGUCCUCCUCCACCUGGAGGGACACGCAUCAGUUGGCGCAGUCGUCACCCAUCAAGCCCCGACGUCAGCAGCAUUUCACCACGUCCGCCGGACCCGACGUCUCCUUCUUCCAGCAGCGGAGAAUGACGGCCGCCCUCACGUCGCCCAACUUUGCCGCUCCCUCGGACGACGACGACGACCUCCUCCCCGCACACUCCUUCACCAUGUCCAAAGUCCGCUCUUCGCCCCCGCGCACCCCUCCGAUGCAGACGACGCGCAGUCUCAGGACCAAGCGGAGCAGGGAGAACCUCGACGGGCCCAACCCCGCCAAGUCUGGGGAAGAGGGCGCGGAUCUGCUGCUCUACCUGGCGGCGUCGCCCUCGCCUGCGGUGAAGUCGAACCGUGGCCGCAUGGAGCAUCUAUCCACGCCCCCGCCAAAGAAUAGCAAGCUGGACCUGCCGUCCUCCAUGAUGACCACGCCGGGGGGGGGCAACCUGUUCCCAAACACGCCGGGGCAAGGUUUCGAUUUUGCCGAUUUCGUCAACAUCACCCCGAGUCCCGCUCAGAAACCAUGGAGGACGCCGGGCCCUCCCUCGUCAGCACGGACGCCGCUCAGCGUGGCCAGGAGGAGGCUCACGUUUGAAGAGCCGCUGGCCUAA